UACAGAUGGUGCAUCCCAUGCAAACCUUUGUGCUGCAAAGGUGCAGCUUUAGGGUGCAUGGAGUUUUGCUCAUGGAGAGGCUCAGGUGCAGCUCCACCCCCAGCACCAAAUCUGGGGUUUGCAUUGCAGCAGGCGUUGCUCACUGCUGGAGCAUCCCAUGCAAACUCACUGUGCUGCAAAGCUGCAGCAUUGGGGUGCACAACAGCUCUAUCCCCAGUACCAAACACCAAAUCUGGGGUUUGCAUUGCAGCAGGCGUUGCACACUGAUGGAGGACCCCACGCAAACAUCUGUGUUGCAAAGGUGCAGCUUUGGGGCUCCCCACAGAGCAGCUCCUGUGGGUCUUACGGACGGGUUCACAAAUGGGAUUUGUGCCCCACCUCCCUCCGGGCUCCACGUGUGUGCAAAGCACUUUGCAACGCACUGCAGGCUGCCCCAUCCUGCACCAGCAAAGGGUUAAGCAGGAGGAAUUGCAGCUCUGUCAUCAUCAGGGGCAGUGGAACUGGAAAGGUGAGGCAGGAAGGGAACGCCCGGGCGAGGCCAAGGCUGCACUGCACUGCAUUACGCUGCACUGCACUGCAAGGAGCAGCACAUGGUGCCUGCAGCCCCACACGGCCGGCACGGUUGUGAAGGAGCCCUGAGGCCGAGCUCAGCCACGCCGAUGCCAUGGAGGGGGCUCUGCCCACGCUCCCCCCAGAGCUGAUAACGCCGGGGCUGAAGAAGUCUCACCCCCCAGCCCCCCACGAGGCAGCCAACACGGCCGUCAUCGCAGUGGUCAUCACGCUGGUGUUCCUCACUCUGCUGACGGUGCUGGUGGUCAUCGUCAUCUACCUGUACAGAAACAAGGGCAGCUACCUCACCUACGAGCAGCCAGUGGCCGAGGAGGAGGCGGCCGUGCAGAUGGAGGAUGAGCCAUCCAAGGAGAAAGAGGAAUAUUUCAUAUAGGGUCCAUCUCACGUCGCCUGAACCUCCUGAGUCCGAUCUCUGGCAGCUUUUCUUUUCUUUUUCUCUGUAAUUUAUUAAUUAAGGCAGACGAAGGUGAAGGCCAGGCAUGCUGCUGCCUGCCUGCAGCUCCGCGCCCCAUCCCCUCCCUAGGGUGAAUUCAAUACAGCCCAGUGACAAACGCUGCAAGAAUUGCUGUUGUUCUGCCUUAUCUCGCCACACAAUCGAGCGAUUCUGCUCUGGGUUUAGCAGCAGGGUCAUUAGCAUGGCGGGCUCAUUAGCGUGGCUAAUUGGGAGGCGAAUCACAGAGUCACAGCACGGUGGGGUUGGAAGGGAGCUCCAGGAUCACGGAGCUCCAACCCCCCUGUGCCAUGCAGGGCCACCAACCUCCACGUUUCACAGCAGCCCAGGCUGCCCAGGGCCCCAUCCAACCUGGCCUCCAACACCUCCAGGGAUGGACGGGGCAUCGCAGCCUCUCUGGGCAGCUGUUCAGCCCCUCACCGCUCUCACAGCACACAACUUCCCUGACAUCCAACCUCCAUCUGCCCUCCCUCAACUUCAUUUCCCCUCGUCCUGCUCUCAUCUCCCCUUGCACAGAGCUGCCUCCCCUCCUGGCUGCAGGCUCCCUUCAGGCACUGCAGGCUGCACUCAGCUCACCCUCAGCUUCUCUUCUCCAUGCUGAACGAGCCCAGCUCCCUCAGCCUGGCUUUGCAGGGCGGUGCUGCAGCCCCUGCUCAUCUCCAGCUCCUCUGGACCCUCUCCAGCAGCUCCCUGCCUUUCUGUCAGUGUCCCCUCUGUGUCCCCUUCAUUUCUCAUGACGCUCUGUCCUUCUCACCUCAAUCUCUGUGUGUGUCCCCACAUCUGUGUCCCCACAUCUGGUCCCCAUCUCCCCAGCCUGCGGCUCUGUGUCCCCCUCACCGCAAACCUUCUCAGUGUCCCCUGUGACCCCAAUCUCCCCCCAUCACCCCCAAGGGUUUCCCCUCCUUUCCCCGUGGCACCGUGUCCCCAUCCCCCCAAUCUCCGUGUCCCUUCCUUGUCCCCACAUCUGUCUCCACGUGACCCCAAACUCUGUGUCCCCUGUUUCCCCAUUUCCCCACGCUGUGGCACUGUGUCCCCACCCCCCAACCUCGGUGUCCCCACAUCUGUGUCCCUGUGACCCCAAACUCUGCGUCCCCUCUGUUUCCCCAUUUCCCCAGUCUGUGGCUCUGUGUCCCCAUCACUCAGUUCUGGCACUGUCCCCUUUGUGCCCCCAUCACCCCAAACUCUCACAGAGCAGAGCAGAGGGGGACGAUCGCCUCCCUGUCCCUGCUGCCACCCCUCUGCUGCUGGAGCCCAGGAUCCCAUUUGCUUUCCGAGCUGCAGUCACACACUGCUGGCUCACGUUCAGCUUCUCAUCCCUCGGGACCCCCAGGUCCUUCUGUGCAGGGCUGCUCUCAAGGAUCUCCUUCCAUCUCUAUGGAUGCCGCCAUUCCUCCGGCCCAAGUGCCAAACUCUGCCCUUGGCCGUGCUGAACCUCAUCAGCUUCACCCUGCCCACCUUCCCAGCCUCCCGAGGUCCCUCUGGACGGCAUCCCUUCCUUCCAGCCGCUCAGCUGGGUGCCGUCAGCAAACCUCCUUCCCAUCACGCCCCAAACUGAAGCCAAAGCAGGAGGAAGUUUGCGAAACUGGCAGCAGAGGGGAAGAGCUUCAGCAGCGCCGCAGCAUGGGAUGGGAGGAAGCCACGCAG
Molecule: messenger RNA, 2665 nt
Organism: Tympanuchus pallidicinctus (lesser prairie-chicken)
Lineage: Eukaryota; Metazoa; Chordata; Aves; Galliformes; Phasianidae
Gene: SMAGP
Product: small cell adhesion glycoprotein
Exons: 4
Coding region: 665-943 (92 amino acids)
Source: RefSeq, a predicted model, not a curated record